Messenger RNA from Panicum virgatum (switchgrass), 1320 nucleotides. Its product is annotated as LOB domain-containing protein 42-like. NCBI's taxonomy places the organism in Eukaryota, Viridiplantae, Streptophyta, Magnoliopsida, Poales, Poaceae. The record is from RefSeq and is a predicted model, not a curated record. The transcript has 2 exons. The coding region runs from base 131 to 1009 and encodes 292 amino acids. Gene Ontology annotation, biological process: regulation of gene expression.
CUCACGCACACCGUUCCGCUCUAGCCUCUCUGCUCGUCUCCUUCCUCUGCUCGUCUCCUUCCUAGCUCCCUCCUCCCUCCCCCACCAUUGACGUCCGGUGAGAGGGUGCUGCAGUGAUUAUUGAUUCAGGAUGCGGAUGAGCUGCAACGGCUGCCGCGUGCUGCGCAAGGGGUGCAGCGACAACUGCGCCAUCCGGCCGUGCCUGCAGUGGAUCCGCAACCCCGACUCGCAGGGCAACGCCACCGUCUUCCUCGCCAAGUUCUACGGCCGCGCCGGCCUCAUCAACCUCAUCAACGCCGGCCCCGAGAACGUCCGACCCGCAAUAUUCCGGUCUCUGCUGUACGAGGCCUGCGGCCGCAUGCUCAACCCGGUCUACGGCUCCGUCGGCCUGCUCUGGUCCGGGAACUGGCAGCUCUGCCAGUCCGCCGUCGAGUCGGUCCUCCGCGGCAUGCCCAUCGCGCAGCCGCCGCCCGCCACCACGGCCGUCCCGCCUCUCCGGACGUGCGACAUCCGCCACGUCGCCAGGAGACAAGCAGCUGACCAAGGCACCGUGGCUGCCGCCGCCCUCCACCGGAUGGCCAACAGCUCCCGCGGGCAAUUCAAACGGUCUGGCGCCCACAGGUCGGCAGCAGCAGGUUGCGACUCCGCCAUCGAGCUCGUCUUCUCCCAGCCGUCGGCCGCCAUGCUGGCCGACGUCCGGCAGGCGCGGCCGCUGAACUGGGCGCCGCGCCAGCCCAGCCAGGAGUACUCUGCUGGGAGCCAUGACGCCGUUCCGGAGACCCAUAGCAACGCCGCCUCAGUGGACACCGUCGAAGUCUCUCAUGUCAGUCAGUCCGAACCGGAGCCACCAAGAGAAAGCGAUGAGCGUGCGGAUGGCCUGGAUCUCACGCUAGGCCUAUCGCCGACGACGCACAACACAGAGCCGUCAGACUUUGACGACGAACAGCCUUGUCACAGAGGCGAGCCGGUGAAGCUCGGCUUGGCGAUGGCAGAUUCAAGAGCUAGAUAAUGGAUCGAGCCAUGCAUGUGAUCAAGUCGGGCUUUUGAAUGAAAGAGGAACGAACUCGUCUUAGUUUGUAUAUGUCUUAAUCCGUAGGAGUCUUUUUCACUUCCUCUGGUUUUCAAAACAUCAUGUAACAACAGUUGAGUGCAGAUCCCUUUUUGCCUUUUUUGAUGUAUGAUGAUCCGUUUUUUCUGUUCAUUGAACUUCAGAUGUUGGAGUGACGUAUGUCAAAUCGUAUAGGUAUCAUGUAUAGAGAGCUUCGUGUAUAUUGCUAUUGCAUGCUCGUGUAAUUAUAUAUAUAUGAUCAAUUAUACGUA